Messenger RNA from Opisthorchis viverrini, 486 nucleotides. RefSeq lists its product as hypothetical. The record is from RefSeq and is a predicted model, not a curated record. Bases 1 to 486 code for a protein of 161 amino acids. Lineage: Eukaryota; Metazoa; Platyhelminthes; Trematoda; Opisthorchiida; Opisthorchiidae. The transcript has 3 exons.
AUGUGCGACCGGCCGUCUUCACGAGUAACGAAGCCCAGGAAGCAUAGACUAUUCAAUCCAGGUAUUGCAUUCGUAAAGGACAAUCAGGUGGCCGGCGGACUUGCUUACCUGCGGUGGAGGCUGAACCGACGUCCAAGUGUUACAACCCAUUUUCAACAUCCCAUUCGUCUGACAAUAUCUGCUAAUGCCAGAUCCGGUGGCCCUGAUCCGAACACGAUUGGUGGUUGUCGAAAUGAACCGAAUAUUACGCGAAUCGAGCAGCAAGUUCCUAAAUCGAGGCGCCCAGUAAACCACAAGACGUCGCGCAGCCGUGACAUCUCGAUGAACAGCUACCACGUUGUCAAAGCAGGGAUAACAGAAAUCAAGAAGUGUGGGGUGGAUGUGGACCGAGAAACUCCUGGUCAGCAACCCGCGUCUGAAACAACUUUAACCAAAGGAUGUGUAAAACGCUUUUUCCGCUCCAAAUUCGGACUGGCACAAGCCUAG